AUGAUCGCCGCUACCUCUCUCUCCAUCCAGACGCCCAAGCACCAGGAGGCCGGCGUCUCCUCAGACAUCCGCCAGCUCAAGGAACGCUACCAGGCUGCAGGCCAGGGCCACCUCCUCACAUUCUACGAUCAGCUGUCUGCAGAGGAGCAGCAGCGCCUCGUCGAUCAGCUCGAGGCAUUGAACGUCGAGCGCGUCAACAGGAUCCAUCAAAAGGCGACGACUUGCCCUUCGCCCAUGCUCAACAACCAGGCCGCGCUCCUGGCCCCCUUGCCUGAGGAAUGCUUUGAUUCGAUUCUGGAGACAUCGAAGGAUAAGGCCCAAGAGUGGCAGACCAUCGGACUGAACCAGAUCAGCCAGAACAAGGUUGCCGUCAUUCUCUUGGCCGGUGGUCAGGGUACCCGUCUGGGAUCGUCUGCCCCCAAGGGAUGCUACGACAUCAGGCUGCCCUCCCACAAGUCGCUUUUCCAGAUUCAGGCCGAGCGCAUUCUCAAGCUCCAGCAGCUUGCUCAGCAGCAGCCCGGCGCUGCUGCGAACGUGACCAUCCCUUGGUACGUUAUGACCUCGGGUCCCACCCGCCCUGCCACAGAGGCCUUUUUCCAGGAGAACAACUUCUUUGGGCUCUCGAGUGACAACAUUGUCUUUUUUGAGCAGGGAACCCUCCCCUGCUUGACCUUUGACGGAAAGAUCAUGAUGGAGUCCAAGUCUCAAAUCGCUGUUGCUCCCGAUGGCAACGGAGGUGUCUAUGCUGCGCUUCGCGGCACAGGUGUCUUGGCCAACAUGGCGGAGCGCAAGAUCGAGUACCUUCACGCCUAUUGCGUCGACAACUGCCUGGUUCGUGUCGCCGAUCCCCUCUUUAUCGGAUACUGUGUCCAGAAGAACGCUGACUGCGGUGCCAAGGUUGUCCGCAAGAACGCCCCCGAUGAGCCCGUGGGCGUUGUCUGCCUCCGUAACUCCGCCUUCAACGUGGUCGAGUACUCUGAGAUCGACGAGGAGGUCGCCCAUGCGAUCAACCCCAAGAACGGUCAGCUCUCCUUUGGUGCCGGAAACAUUGUCAACCACUUUUAUACCAUUGACUUUUUGAACAAGGUCGAGUCCUUUGAGGGUGAUCUCGAGUACCACAUUGCCCGCAAGAAGAUCAAGACCUUGGACAUGCACACCGGAGAGAUCAUUGCACCCAAGCAGGUCAACGGAAUGAAGCUCGAGAUGUUCGUCUUUGAUGUCUUCCCCUUCACCGAGAGGAUGGCAGUCUUUGAGGUUGACCGUCGCGAGGAGUUCUCGCCUUUGAAGAACGCGCCGGGCACUGGACAGGAUUGCCCCGAGACCUCGCGUCGCGAUAUCUUGCAGCAGCACAUCCGCUUCAUUGAGGCUGCAGGCGGCAAGGUCAUUGUGGGCGAGGACGAUGAGCAGAUCGAGGGUUCUCCCACACUGGAGUUGUCGCCCUUGGUCACGUACUCUGGAGAGGGUCUGGCCGAGAUUGUCGCCGGCAAGUCGAUCAAGACUCCCCUGCAGGUCAACUCGUUGGAGGAGCUCAAGCGCGCAGUCUUUUAA
Gamsiella multidivaricata is the source of this 1548-nucleotide messenger RNA. RefSeq names its product nucleotide-diphospho-sugar transferase. Bases 1 to 1548 code for a protein of 515 amino acids. The transcript has 2 exons. NCBI's taxonomy places the organism in Eukaryota, Fungi, Mortierellomycota, Mortierellomycetes, Mortierellales, Mortierellaceae. The record is from RefSeq and is a predicted model, not a curated record. Gene Ontology annotation, molecular function: UDP-N-acetylglucosamine diphosphorylase activity. Gene Ontology annotation, biological process: UDP-N-acetylglucosamine biosynthetic process.